AUAAAUGGCCCAGUGGUUUUAUAGGUUUAGUGAUUUCUAGUGUACAGUUUAAUAUUUGGCCAUUAUAAAAAACAGAUACAAAGAUCGUUUAAUUUGCAAAUAAUCAGAUUUUUUUUUAGUGGGUUUAAUUUUGAGUUAAUACUAAAUUAAAGUGGUUAGUAAACAAAUUGUAGCCGGAUUAUGUAACACUCUAUAGAGUACAGACCGAACGUUAGAUUGGCGAUACAUAUUUAGUUUUACAGCUCUUUUUUUAAAAACGUUUAAGUCUUAGCGGUAAAUUUAGAAAUUCGUUAUGCUCAUUGCACAUGUAUUAGCAAUUUCUUUAUCCGUGUUUGUUCCGUUUUCGGACGGUCAGUUCGCGUACCCUAUAGACCCAAAUCCACCUUCUAUUAGUUCGACAUUUUCUUGCUAUGAAUGCAGUGGAAAUAGAUGCGACGAACAGCAAGUACAAGGCACCCAUGUUGAGAAUAGUUGCACAGGAUCGCGAGUGGCUUGUUGGACAGUACGAAACAUGCAUACUUUAUCAUACACGCGUACCUGCGAGCAGCCGUCUUCAAUUAGACAAGGUGUCUUCUGUAACCGACAUAUGGAAGGAAAAGAGUUCUGUUUUGCUUCUACCGUUGGUGGGCAGAGGAUUCGAAUAUGCGCCAAGUGUUGCCUCUCAGAUCGUUGCAAUGCAGGAUCGUUGACGGGCGUUGCAGACCAGACACUUCAAACAUGUGUUGCCUGCGAUGGAACGACUGAAGGUAUUUGUAACAUGGAGGUCCCAAUGAACUCUGGGAACUCGACAUAUGUUGAGCAAUGUUUACUCCCUAACUCUGACUGCUGGACCGAACGGAGGGUGAGUUCAACAGGCAAUGUAUAUGUACGAGGUUGUCAACUACGUACGUGUGCUCAAAACGGACAAGCAGAAGAAUGCGUUGCUAACAGUAACACUGGAAUGACUACAUGCUCGCAGUGCUGCCUUGGACAGUUAUGUAACCGUUUCGCUAAAGCUGAUGGAGCUAAAACAUCUUUUAAAUGGUCAACACUGGCAAUAUCUUUGACUGCUGUUUUUAUGUAUAUUUAACAGUAUGCUGUAGCAGUUUACCGUGUACAGUGUAUCGUUAGUAUAUAGUGGAUGUGGAUAUAAGUACUAAAUUACAAUAAACUGAACAAAUAAUCCAG
Messenger RNA from Ciona intestinalis (vase tunicate), 1167 nucleotides. NCBI's taxonomy places the organism in Eukaryota, Metazoa, Chordata, Ascidiacea, Phlebobranchia, Cionidae. The record is from RefSeq and is a predicted model, not a curated record.